ACUGCACCACACGCGCGCCUUGCGAUCGCGAAGCGGCAUUCGAUAGCCUCCCUCCUUCGACAUAGUCCUCCCGUCCGCGACGAGUUCGCUGCAACCGCCAUCCUGGCUGCCGUUCGAGAGCCUUCUGCGCCUGCUCCGGCAUUGGACAACAUUACAGAGCACGAGCACGAUCACGAUCUUCCCUCCUUUCGAGACGUCAUGGAGGAAGCCACGGCUCUGGCUACCCUUGCGUUGCCGCAAACGAACCUCGAGACAAUCUCGCGGCCCAGUUCCACGUCGACUUCGGAAUCCGCUUCCGCAGCCGCAGUUGUAGCCGCGGCCUCCACGGUUCCUCAGUUGCCAGGCAUUUCAGCGCUUGCCCAGGCCAACAACUCUGCGACGAGCUCGCCUCAGAUGCGGUACAGAAGCGAUUCCCGCGCCCGCUCCCGUUGCCGCCUCCACACCGACUCAGGCGCCCGCGCCAGCUCCCGUGCCGACGCCGACUUACGCUUCUGGCGGAGGAUCCACCACGCGAUAGUCGUCAACACCAAGACCAGAGUCCCAACUCUCAUCGCGCGCUUCACCCCGUCAAGCACCACAAACAAGCAAACGGUCAUAUUUUUUCGCAUUUAUUUUGGAGCACACACUUGGAACUCCUUGACGGAAUCUUUUGCGACCAUUUCGCUGGCGUUGCGCAUCAUGAUGGCCACCCAAGCUAACGAAUCUACGCAGCCAACAUGCCAAAACUGCCAGACCUCAACCACGCCCUUGUGGCGGCGCGAUGAGUAUGGAUCAGUCCUCUGCAAUGCAUGCGGGCUGUUUCUCAAGUUGCAUCAACAGCAGCAGCAGCAACAACAAGCCCACCAGUUUGGCGCAAACGAUCCGAACGGCCUCGACAUCCAUGGGCAGAACCAGCGCAGACAGUCGCAAAAGUCAAACGGCAAUCCGGACGGCUCUGACUCUCCCGUUUCUCGUACCGCAACCCCUUCUCUAUACAACCCUAGCCUCCCGGUCUUCCAGGGCAUGGACGAUGCGCAACUUCAGGCUGGACUGCAGGGCUUCAACGUCUCUGGGUCGGACAACCGCUCGGGCUCCCCCCUGAAUGGCGACCGACACCUCGAUGUCCCGCAAACACAUGAGCAGCUCAUUGCCGCCAAUUCUGCCCUCAAAACCCGGGUUAGCGAACUAGAGCUGAUCAACGAACUUUUCCGUGGUCGGCUCAGCCAAAUGGAGCAAGACGAAGCGAGCGCAAGAAGAGGGCAGGAAAUUAGCGGCAAAGCAGAAGCUCAGCUGCGGGCUCAGCUUGAGAGCAGCAAGAAGCAAUUGGACGAGAGCCAUCGCAGAGAAAACAACCUCAAGCGACGUCUCGACGAGAUGGAGCUGGAGCUGAAGGAGGCCAGAGAUGCCCUGGACCUUUCUGACUCUGGCCGCGCAGCAAAAAAGCCUAGGAUUGCCGAAGUGGUUGCCAAUCCAGCCGUUGCUGCGGCCACGAGCGGAGGAGGCGGUGACGGUGGUGGUGGUGGAGAAUCCGAAGUCUCGACUCCUCAAUCCGCCGCCGCGAACUGA
Molecule: messenger RNA, 1545 nt
Organism: Colletotrichum tamarilloi
Lineage: Eukaryota; Fungi; Ascomycota; Sordariomycetes; Glomerellales; Glomerellaceae
Product: GATA zinc finger
Exons: 4
Biological process (GO): positive regulation of transcription by RNA polymerase II; negative regulation of transcription by RNA polymerase II
Molecular function (GO): RNA polymerase II cis-regulatory region sequence-specific DNA binding; DNA-binding transcription factor activity, RNA polymerase II-specific; zinc ion binding
Source: RefSeq, a predicted model, not a curated record